GCAGUGUUAAGGAGCAGGCUAUCACCCAGCUCUUUGUUCGCUCACCCUACAAUCUCUCUGGAUUGCACGGAUAGAUUUCACCCGUUUGUUUUGGAAAGCUGAUCAUUUGCCAUGCAGAUCAAGGGCCCUGCCUCCGUCUUUUGGAGCCAUUCCAGCAUUUUCCUUGCUCUAUAAAGUGCCAUUGGUCCUUGAAGUGGCAGAGAACAGUAUGUAAGAGGAAGAGGAAGGUCACAAGGAGGCAGCCAAUAACAAGAGAAGCCCCCUCCCCCAAUUGAGGGGAAAGACUUGGACGCCAAAAUGUCGGUGCUCUCACCUAUCCUGACUCGCCCAGAGGUGAAGGAGUACAUGACCAAGGGUGAACGCUUCAUCAAGUGGGAUGAUGAUUCUACAAAUGCCUCUCCUGUCAUUCUCCGUGUAGAUCCAAAAGGAUUUUAUCUUUAUUGGACCUUUCAAAGUAAGGAAACUGAAUUUUUGGAUAUAACAAGCAUUCGAGACACUAGAAUAGGAAAAUUUGCCAAGAUUCCUAAGAGCCAGAAGCUCCGAGAGGUUUUCAACUUGGAUUUUCCAGAAAACAACUUCUUCCUCAAGACCUUGACAGUCGUUUCUGGUCCUGAUAUAGUGGACCUUACCUUUCACAAUUUUGUUUCCUAUAAAGAAAAUGUUGGAAAGGAUUGGGCAGAUGAUAUUAUGGCCAUUGUUAGGAACCCAUUUACAUACAAUGCUUCCCGCUACACGUUCCUGGAGAAAAUACUAGUGAAGCUGAAGAUGCAGCUGAACACUGAGGGAAAAAUUCCUGUCAGAAAUAUUUUUCAAAUGUUUCCUGCAGACCGAAAAAGAGUAGAGGAAGCAUUAACUGCUUGUCACCUUCCAAAAGGAAAGAAUGAAGGCAUCAAUCCAGAAGACUUCCCCGAGGCAGUGUACAAAACAUUCUUGAUGAACUUGUGUCCUCGGCCAGAAAUCGAUGAAAUAUUUACUUCCCACCAUUCAAAAGCCAAACCAUACAUGACGAAGGAUCACUUGACCCAAUUUAUCAACAAAAAGCAACGUGAUUCUCACCUAAAUGAUGUGCUUUUCCCGCCUGCAAAGCCAGAGCAAGUACAGCGUCUCAUAGAGAAAUAUGAGCCCAGUGGGAUGAAUGUUCAGAGAGGACAAUUAUCUCCUGAGGGAAUGGUGUGGUUCCUGUGUGGUCCUGAAAACAGUAUUAUAUCCCAGGAUAAACUGUUGCUGUACCAGGAUAUGAAUCAGCCACUCUCUCACUACUUUAUCAACUCAUCCCACAACACCUAUCUGACAGCUGGCCAGUUUUCGGGAAUUUCAUCUCCUGAAAUGUAUCGCCAGACUCUCUUGGCAGGUUGCCGCUGUGUGGAACUGGAUUGCUGGAAGGGCCGCCCUCCAGACGAGGAGCCCAUCAUCACCCAUGGAUUCACCAUGACAACUGAAAUAUUCUUCAAGGAUGCAAUUGAGGCUAUUGCAGAAAGUGCUUUCAAAACAUCUCCCUAUCCAGUGAUCCUGUCAUUUGAGAACCAUGUGGACUCGCCUAAACAGCAGGCUAAAAUGGCUGAGUACUGCAGAAACAUAUUUGGAGACAUGCUACUGACAGAACCGUUGGAAAAAUUUCCUUUAAAACCAGGCAUUCCCCUGCCAAGCCCCCAGGAUCUAAUGGGGAAAAUCCUGAUCAAGAACAAGAAGAACCAGUUUAUACCUGGGGAUAAUCAGGACACACUGAAGAAAGGGAAGGAUCCAGAGGAUGAAGUGACAAAUCAGCCUGCUCCAAUAGAGCAAGAUGGCACAGCCAAUUCAGGUGAGGUGACUGAAGAGAUUCCUGAAGAAGAGGGAGACAUGGAAAAGUUGGAUGAAGAAGAAAUUAAAAAACUGCAGUCUGAUGAGGGUACUGCAGGACUGGAAGUGACAGCUUAUGAAGAAAUGUCCAGCUUGGUUAAUUAUAUCCAGCCCAUCAAAUUUGAGUCUUUUGAAAUUUCAACACAGAAGAACAGAAGUUAUGUUGUGUCCUCCUUCACGGAGAUGAAAGCUUAUGAACUGCUGACCAGGUCUCCCAUCCAAUUUGUGGACUAUAACAAAAGGCAGAUGAGUCGGAUUUAUCCCAAGGGGACCCGGAUGGACUCUUCUAACUACAUGCCACAGAUGUUCUGGAACGUUGGUUGCCAAAUGGUGGCUUUAAACUUCCAGACAACAGAUGUCCCCAUGCAGCAGAAUAUGGCUCUUUUUGAAUACAAUGGACAGAGUGGUUAUCUCCUCAAACAUGACUUCAUGCGUCGACCUGAUAAGCAAUUUGAUCCCUUCUCUGUGGACCGCAUUGAUGUGGUGGUGGCAAGCACUCUGUCAAUAACGAUCAUUUCUGGCCAGUUCCUCUCAGAACGUAGUGUGAGGUCAUACGUGGAAGUGGAGUUAUUUGGACUACCAGGUGACCCAAAACGGAAAUACAGAACCAAGCUGACCCCAAAUGCCAACUCAAUCAACCCUGUAUGGAAGGAGGAGGCUUUUGUAUUUGAAAAGAUUUUGAUGCCAGAAUUGGCUUCUCUCAGAAUUGUAGCCUUGGAGGAGGGAGGAAAAUUCAUUGGUCACCGCAUCAUUCCUGUCACUGCUGUACACACUGGCUAUCAUCAUGUUUGCCUUCGUAGUGAGAGCAACAUGCCUCUUACGAUGCCGUCCCUCUUUGUCUAUGUGAACAUGAAAGACUAUGUUCCUGACUCUUGGGCAGACCUUACCAUGGCACUCUCCAACCCAAUAAAAUUUUUCAAUGCACACGACAAAAAGUCAGCAAAGAGUCAAGAACCUAAUCUUGAGAGGCCAGAUUUGCAAACAGGUCUUUCAACCAGUCAACUCACUACAAAUGGCUUAUCUAAUGCCACAGGAACCUACAGUAUUCCUCCUUCAAAUGGACCUGCAGGAAUGCUUCCCUCAGGGAAGGAUGAAAACUUGAAAGAAGCCACAAAUGUAACUACAGAGCCACAGACAGCAACUAUUGAGGAGCUACAGCAGAUAAAGGCUUUUGGGAAGCUACUAAAGAAGCAAGACAAGGAGCUAAAAGAGCUGGAGCGGAAGAUGAUCAAGCGCAGAGAAGAGCUGUUGCAGAAAUAUGCUGUCCUUUUUACAGAAUUGGCUGCCCAGCCUGGCAAAAAGAAGGCUCCAGGCCCUCCAAGAAACCCCAAAAAGAAGAGUUGCAGGAGGUUACCUUUGGAUGAGAGCAGGGAUUCUGUGGAAAUAGCAGAAAGCCCUGACAACAGAGUCUUGGAGUUGAAAGAUAAGCUGGAGGAAGAACUACUUCAGAUGGGGGAAGAGCAUUACGACGGGAUUCGGAAGAAGAAAGAGCAGCAUGCCACAGAGCAUAUUGCUAAAACAAUAGAACUUGCAAGAGAUAAACAAGCAGCUGAGCUGAAGGCACUAAAAGAAUCCUGUGAAAGUGAGACUAAAGAAAUGAAGAAGAAACUAGAGGCAAAGAGGCUGGAUAAAGUCCAGAGCAUAGCAAAGAACACCACUGAUAAGAGUGCUCAGGAAAGAUUGAAGAAAGAGAUCAAUAAUGCCCACAUUCAGGAAGUAGUACAAACAGUCAAGCAGAUGAAUGAAAAACAGAAUAGAUAUCAGCAAAUACUGGAAGCAAAGCAGACAGCCUGUAUAGAAAAGAUCAAGGAAAAGGAAAAUCAGCUGCAGGAGGAAGCCUUCAUAGAAUAUGAAGGGAAAGUGGAAGGCCUCAGUGCAGAAGUGCAAGAUUUGGUGAAGACCUGUGUGAAGGUCUCUUUCCCUCUGGAAGCUAAUAUGGCAAAGGAAGAGGCCCUCUGUGCAGUCCCUGAAGAAGACCUGGGCCCAAAGGAGCAGUUGCAUGGAAAAGAUCUGACUGAAACCAUAAAAAGUGAAGAGCAGGUGGCUGAGAAUACCAAAGAGGAGGAAGAGGAUUCCAGUGUAAUUCAGGACAGCAGAUUGUGAGAUUUCACUUAUUUUCAGGACUUCUCUGUUUCAGACUUCAGCUCCAUGGAGCUCUUAAUAACAGAUU
Messenger RNA from Anolis sagrei ordinatus, 4009 nucleotides. RefSeq names its product phospholipase C beta 2 (gene PLCB2). Gene Ontology annotation, molecular function: phosphatidylinositol-4,5-bisphosphate phospholipase C activity; calcium ion binding. The record is from RefSeq and is a predicted model, not a curated record. Gene Ontology annotation, biological process: release of sequestered calcium ion into cytosol; phosphatidylinositol-mediated signaling; lipid catabolic process. NCBI's taxonomy places the organism in Eukaryota, Metazoa, Chordata, Lepidosauria, Squamata, Anolidae.